Ruditapes philippinarum (Manila clam) is the source of this 880-nucleotide messenger RNA. RefSeq lists its product as uncharacterized. The transcript is spliced from 2 exons. Lineage: Eukaryota; Metazoa; Mollusca; Bivalvia; Venerida; Veneridae. Bases 77 to 409 code for a protein of 110 amino acids. The record is from RefSeq and is a predicted model, not a curated record.
CAUACGAAGCUACGGUUAUAUUGCAGUCACUGCUGGCUUUGAAUGAAAUGUUGAUGAAGCUGAGGAUGUUGAAAAAAUGAAUCGACGGCGACAGGAUGUUGCAACCGUUCGUAUAUCAGACGAGGAAUAUUCAAGACUUGAAAGUAAAUUUGAAGCGCUGAAGAAUGAGUUUACAGCAUGUAGGAGAAAGUUGGACAGUAAAUGUGAGGCUCUAUUGAUACUAAGUAAGGAAUUAGAUCAAUGUCGUAGUGAACGAGACCAGUUUAAGUUGAUGGCCGAACAGCUCCGGGAAAGAUGUCAUACACUGAAAACAAGUCUCUCGGGCAAGGUUUGUAUUCACAAUUUAAGCAAUUUUGUGGAACAUCUGAGGUUUAAACAUAUGUACCCACAUUUGACAGGGCUUAAUUGAAGGAGGUAUGGUAAAUCUUAUGUUGAGGUCACCAUAGUUUAACUUAAAAGGGUAUUAAGCUAUUAUUUGGAUGUCGGAUAUUUACAAAAUUGAAAUUGGUUUUGUGAUAAGAAUUUUACUUAAAAGUGACAUUAUGCCCAUCUAAGGGUUAUAAUUUAGUGAGUGAGCAGGUGAAAGUCAGAAUAAGUUUUCAUUUUGUCAUAGUUCAAUUUAUAACUUAAUUUGCAUAAAUGAUAUAUAGAACUCAUACAUGUAUGGCCCAAAGCAAUAUCUGUAUAUAAGUACUGAAUUGACCUGUAAUGUUCAGUUUAUAAAAAGAGUGGGGCAAUCUUUUUAUAUUUUAGGCAUAUUUAUAUUUAAUCCUAAAUAUUUUUCAAUAUCAAAUGUUGGUCAAUCAUCAUUAUAACAGUCAAUCUUUUGAAAUAUUUACAAAAUAUAAUCAAUUCAGCCCAACUUGACAAUAAAAAAAAG